AUGAGCGAAACAUCUCAGCAGCAGCUCCCGCUGCAAAUUUUCACUAACGAUAACACCACUAUUGUCAACUCGGUCAACGACCAUAGCAAACCACUAUCGAAAUCAAAAGAUAGCGAUUCAACAGCCACUGUUCAACUUAACACCUUCAAAGACCAGCAGUCGAACAAUCUGCCGCACAAGAAGCUCAUGCAAGUAUUCCCACUCUUAGCUCUAGCACAGUUUACGGCAUACCUAGAUCAGACGUCUAUCUCAGCAGCCGUGCCCAGCAUCGGGGAAGCGCUAAACCUCGGCCCUCAGCUAUCAUGGGUAGCAACGUCCUACCUCAUGGCAACGACGGCCGUGCAGCUACUCAAUGGACGACUCAGCGACAUUUUCGGCCGCAAGCAGUUGCUGUUGACGUCGCUUGGCAUCCUUGCAACGGGUAACUUGAUAUGCGGGUUUUCAAACACUCCAGCCAUGUUGUUUACUUUCCGUGUUGUAUCUGGGCUUGGGGUGGUGCCAUUCCAAAUCAUUGCCAGCGAUGUUACGACGCUACAACAGCGAGGCAAGUACAAUGGCUUCAUCGGUCUAGCGGUCGCUUUUGGAAGUGGAUUGGGGCCUUUGCUUGGUGGUGCCAUGGCGACCAAGGUUUCUUGGAGGUGGACCCUCUGGUAUGAUGUACCAUGGCUAGUUAUCUUGUCUAUUAUGCUCUUCACGGUGCUUCCAAGCAGCAAAAUGGCUUCUGGCACCAGGUCGAAACUUGGUAUGAUUGAUUGGAUCGGUGUUGCUAUGAGCGUUGCUGCUAUUGUUCUAUUGUUGGUACCUUUGUCUCAAGGUGGCUCGACCUUUGCGUGGAACAGCUCCCUUGUCAUCGCUAUGCUCGCGAUCGGAGCCGUCACUUUUGCUGUCUUCUUGGCUGUGGAGUGGAAGGUGGCUAAAUUGCCCAUAAUGCCUAUACACCUCUUCCGGAACGGUCUAUCAUGCAACAUUCUUCUCGUCCAAAAUGUCCUUUACGGCAUCGUCUUCUGGGGCAACCUCUUUUACAUGCCCAUCUACUUAGUCAAUGUCCGUGGCUACACAGCUAUUAUGGCAGGUGCUAUUAUUAUGCCUAUGGCAGGAUCUCAAGGGCUGGGCUCCAUCUUAUCAGGUCUUAUCAUUUCACACACAAAGCGCUAUAAUCCCGUGAUGGUCUUGGGACAAUGGGUAUGGGCUCUACUCCUCAUCCCACAGGCCUUCUACUCACGCACCACACCCAUCUGGGCCAUCUGUGUCGUAGGUUUCUUCCAGGGCCUAGGUACAGGCUUCUGCUUCCAGCCAAGUCUUGUAGCCCUCCUGGCACACUCACGCCGCGCGGACCGCGCCGUGCUCAACUCGUUGCGCAACUUCCUGCGCACUAUGGGAGGUACGCUAGGACUGACGCUGGCAAGUACUAUCUUGAACAACGUACUCAAGACGCGCCUGCGAGGCGUGGUAAGCUCAUCCGUCGCCGAAACAUUGACGACUUCUAUUAAUCAACUUGACUCGCUGGGUCUGUCGGCUGCACAGCACAACGCUGUCCUGGACGCUUAUAUGGCUAGUGUACGUACCGUCUUCAUAUUGUACGCGCCACUGAUCGGAGCUUGUGCUUUGGCUGCGUUGCUUGUUAGCGAUAAUGGACUUGAGGAGAAGGAUACGAGUGUGACCCUGUCUCCCAGCACUCCAGCGCUAAGAUCUUAA
This is a messenger RNA of Botrytis fragariae, 1695 nucleotides long. Its product is annotated as putative efflux pump antibiotic resistance protein. The transcript is spliced from 5 exons. Gene Ontology annotation, biological process: transmembrane transport. Gene Ontology annotation, molecular function: transmembrane transporter activity. NCBI's taxonomy places the organism in Eukaryota, Fungi, Ascomycota, Leotiomycetes, Helotiales, Sclerotiniaceae. The coding region runs from base 1 to 1695 and encodes 564 amino acids. The record is from RefSeq and is a predicted model, not a curated record.